AAGAGGACAAAAGUUUCAAAAAAAUUUCAUACAGAUAAGGUUUUGUAUGAAAAGAAAAGCGGCAAAUAGAAGUAAGCGAAGGAGAGUGCUCAAUUUGCAUCAGCCAUCUUCAAAUGACUUGCUCCAUAGCAAUACUAAAUUCCAUUGCCAGUCCUUAUUGUAAAUGUUCUCCGCGGAGUUUAUUUAACUGGGAUUUUGGUAAUUAUAAAAAGACUGAUGAUAAACCACAAGUUAGAUACCAUGAUCUUGAUCUUCCUUUCCCUCCUUCCCUUGUCAGCAAAACAUUCUUGAAAGGAAGGGAACUAAAGUGCUGCUAUAAGGCAUCAGUGGAUGGAUUUAGUGCAACUGAAUUUCACAACAACAGUGAUUUCAAAGGACCAUGUGUGAUUAUUGGCUAUACAACAAAGGCCUUUAAGUUUGGAGCAUUUAAUCCAGAAGGCUACAGAAGUACAGAUGAUUAUUAUGACACUUUUGAUGCAUUUCUCUUUUACUGGGCUGAAGAUGAACAACAACCAAUAAUCUUGCCUAAAGUAGGGGGAAGUGGUGCUGCUCUUUUUGAUUAUGCUAGAGGAGGGCCACAGUUUGGUGCUGACGGAUUGCUAAUUGGACCUCCAUUGGCUCCUGUAAUGGGUGGAUUUGCAGGACCUGAUACUAAUUCUGGGGUUGGUGAUUUAAGGCAAGCUAAAUCAAGAUUGGGACUUUCUUAUGCUAAAAGGCCAGAUGGUAAAGAGUCAUUGUUUGGAGAUGAGUCUAAGGCUGAACUUGAUGAAGUUCUCGUAUUUUGCAGUCCUCAAAUUGCUAGCUUAUAUUGACUCAAUUUUGGCAAAAAUGGAUGCCAUUGCCUCAGGGAAAGUAAGUCUCUAUGAUCUUGAGGUGACUAAAGAAAAUAUGUAUUAGUUCUCUACUAGGUCUUAAAAUGUAGCAGUGUAAAUUUUAUUUUGUUGUAUAGAAAUGGGCUGCAACAGGAUUUUUAUUCUUUGUUUCUCAUUUAAUUUAUAAACUCUCUCAAGUUAUUCACCAAGACCAUCAUACUGUGAUUGCCUAA
Molecule: messenger RNA, 1045 nt
Organism: Nicotiana attenuata
Lineage: Eukaryota; Viridiplantae; Streptophyta; Magnoliopsida; Solanales; Solanaceae
Exons: 2
Coding region: 114-812 (232 amino acids)
Source: RefSeq, a predicted model, not a curated record